Mycena citricolor is the source of this 457-nucleotide messenger RNA. NCBI's taxonomy places the organism in Eukaryota, Fungi, Basidiomycota, Agaricomycetes, Agaricales, Mycenaceae. The record is from the annotation of a GenBank genome assembly.
CCUGACAGGCCCAGGUAUUCUUAGCUGCGAAUAAAUGGGAGCCGCCUUCUCUUGGGGCUCGCGAAGUCGUCGAAUGGAAGAUAGCGAAGCCAGGAACGCGAGCAUCAUGGGAUUCGGAUACCGAGCAUGUGGGACGGAGUGUGCACUACACACUAGCGCCUAUAAGGCAAGUGGGCCACCACUGCGACGCUUCGCGGUCCCGUGAUUUGGUGAGCAACAUCACGUGCUAGACGCGUCGCUCGCAACCCGCGACGACUUGCCUCGGGGAGUUGAUACUUAGAUGAAGAGAGACAUUUGAACUACACUGAGCCUGAGUUUUCUCUCUUUGCGUAUUUCCACAUGCCACAGCACCGAGUUCAUUGCCAAUUCUGUGGCUCCGGAUGUCUUUGGCGCGAUGGACAUUGGACUUGAACCCAUGCCAGAAAUGUACAAAGCGAAACACAGACAAUGUGUUGAA